Molecule: messenger RNA, 921 nt
Organism: Helianthus annuus (common sunflower)
Lineage: Eukaryota; Viridiplantae; Streptophyta; Magnoliopsida; Asterales; Asteraceae
Exons: 1
Coding region: 1-921 (306 amino acids)
Source: RefSeq, a predicted model, not a curated record
AUGCGCAACAAAAGGGGUCAAGAUCCCAAUCUCUACUGUGAAUUCCAUAAGGAUACGGGUCACCUCACCGACGACUGUUUCAGCCUGAAGCAAGAAAUUGAAAGAGCCCUAAGGGAUGGAAAGGUCACUCACCUGGUCAAAGGCGGAAAGCGCGACUACCGCCAAAUCCAAAGAAGAGACGAAGGGACAGAUAACAAAAAACUCAGGAAGUUGGAGACCCACAUGGUGCAGGGAGGCCCACGAAGACCAAAGAAAAAUUACAACAAGCGUACACAAGAUGAUUCGUGGCGCGAGAAGCAAGUCAUCUUCCCAGUUGUUAGAGGAGGCCCAAGGGAAAAACGACCAAUAGUCAUCCCAGGAGUGAUUGGUCAUUACCAGACAGACUACAUCUUCAUCGAUCCGGGGAGCACUGCGGACAUCAUAUACGAACAAUGCUUCAAUCAAUUUGACCAGGAGGACAAGGCGCGCUUGGAGCCAGUAGACUACCAACUAACUGGUUUCUGCAACGAGGCCGUCUUUCCCCUGGGACAGAUAUCAUUCCCGGUGUUACUCUCGGACGGACGAAAUUCAAGAACAGAAGAAGUCACUUUCAUGGUGCUGCCUGCACACUCACGGCACGACAUUCUCCUAGGGAGAGAAUCACAGGGAGACUUCAGCAUGAUUUGCUCUGCACCACACUCGGCCAUCGGAUUCCCAACGGAAACAGGCAUCGCACUGAUAUACGCAAGCAAGGAAGUCUUAGCAACAGAUGAAAUGAGGCCUACAAAAGCAAGUAAACCAGCGCCACGCGCAGAGGCAGAAAAAUGGGUGUUGAACAGCGCUCACCCAGAACAAACAGUUACCCUGGGACCAGCGAUGUCCGAUCUUACACGCGCAGCGCUCAAGAAGUUGUUACAUGAGAAUAUGGACGUGUUCGCCUAG